This is a messenger RNA of Sinocyclocheilus anshuiensis, 7336 nucleotides long. RefSeq names its product activating molecule in BECN1-regulated autophagy protein 1-like. The record is from RefSeq and is a predicted model, not a curated record. NCBI's taxonomy places the organism in Eukaryota, Metazoa, Chordata, Actinopteri, Cypriniformes, Cyprinidae. Gene Ontology annotation, molecular function: ubiquitin-like ligase-substrate adaptor activity; protein binding. Gene Ontology annotation, biological process: mitophagy; autophagosome assembly. Gene Ontology annotation, cellular component: intracellular membrane-bounded organelle; Cul4-RING E3 ubiquitin ligase complex. The transcript has 21 exons. Bases 355 to 4596 code for a protein of 1413 amino acids.
CGAUUAGUAUGCCUGCCUACGCAGAGCUACCCAUAAACCAGUUAGCUAGCAUAAUUUCUCCGAUAGCCACCACAAUACAAUCUCUCAAUGUACCGCUAAUUCAGACGGUUUGAUUGAGAUACUCCUAAAUGACAUGAAUGUAAUCUGCUCGGCGCUUCGGAUCGGUGGGUUGUCAAUCCAGGUCGCUUAAUAACGAUCCAUCUCGGCUAAGAGGCUAAGAAGCUAACAGCGUCUUCGAUGACAUUUCACUGACAAACACAACAGAACAGUCUGCAUGGCCGACGUGCUGCUGAGGUAGUGUCCGGCCCGUGUGCAAAGAAGGCCGGCCGGGCCGUGGAGCACUAGAGAGGAAAAAUGGCAGUGCAGAACAGAAACUCUGUGCUGAUCCUGUCGGGUCGAGAGCGAGGAGCUCGCAUGCUGGGCUCCCAGCAGCUCCUGCAGCAGCUGGUGGAAGACCGGACGCGCUGGAUGAAAUGGCAGAGCCAGAAAGUAGAGUUGCCGGAUAAUCCACGAUCAACCUUCCUGCUGGCCUUCAGUCCAGAUAGGAAUCUUGUGGCCUCAACCCACGUCAACCAUACCAUCUACAUCACCGAUGUGAAAACAGGAAAAUGCCUGCACUCUUUAGUGGGCCAUCGACGCACACCUUGGUGUGUGACCUUUCACCCCACCAUCCCUGGCCUGGUUGCCUCUGGGUGCCUUGAUGGAGAAGUCCGCAUUUGGGACCUGCAUGGUGGUAGCGAAAGCUGGUUCACCGAGAGUAAUGUUGCCAUCGCUUCUCUAGCGUUCCACCCCACAGCUCAGCUCCUGCUCAUCGCCACCAAUAACGAACUUCACUUCUGGGACUGGAGCCGACCAGAACCUUUUGCUGUGGUCAAGACCGCCAGCGAGACCGAACGUGUCCGGUUGGUGAGAUUUGAUCCUCUAGGUCAUAAUCUUUUAACAGCUAUUGUGAACCCAUCCAACCAGCAGAAUGACGAUGACUCCGAGGUCCCCAUGGACAGCAUGGAGAUGGCUUUGUUCCGCCAACGUUCUCUUUUACGCUCCCCACCUGUACGUCGGACACCAAUCCUACACAAUUUUCUGCACAUCUUGUCCUCUCGCUCUUCUGGAGCACAGGCUGGUGAUCAGUCCCGCCCCGCCCCAGAGCCCAGAGAGCCUCCCAGCAUACCUCGGUUCCAGUACCCGGUACGGACAGAACCGGGUGACCGCCCUGCCUUACAGGGCUGCACGCAGCAUUUGGGUCUGGGCUGUCUGUGCAGUCGCUGCGCUGCCUCGCGGAACUUAUUCGCACAGAAUCCGACAGGCCUCCAGCCUUCGGAUUCACCUCAACCGCAAACUCAGUCGGGCCCCUCUGCCUUCUCGCCCGCCCCUAGCCAGACCCGCACCUCCACGGACCGACCGUCUGCUUUUAGCAGCGUGUUCAGCGGGGCUGCGGGGAACUCUGCGCAUCGGGGACUCUUGCCUCUUAGGACUAUUGAUCCCUUGGGGUCACAAACACCUGGUCCUCUUGAGGCCCCUGGGCGUCUCCCUGGGGCUGAUUGGUCUGGUAGUCUGCUGAGCACGGGACAUGAACAUGGGUUAGGUGCGAUUGGGGUGGAAAGCAGCGCCGAAAGGAGCGUUGUGCCCCCUCCUAGGACAAGCUCCUCUUCUAUGGAUCUCCUCUCCCUGCACAGGUUCCCCGAUGGUUCCUCUUCAUCACCCAUAUACACGUCUGCUACAGAAGGGCGAGGCCUAGUGCUGCCCGGCACGGAGCCCAACCGUGGACGAGCCAACGAUGGCACCAGUAGUGGCCAUCACCCCUUCUAUGACAACACCCAGCGCAACAACCCGGCCUCCAUACGCAACGUCCUGCAGUGCAACCUGAGCCGUUACUUUAUGGAAUACGAGCGAAUGCAGGAGUUGGAGCGACCCGGUGGCAGCCGAGAGGUGCCGGGUGGACCGGGACCCAUGCAAGAGCUCCUCAACAGUGGUAUGGACACAGAACGUCUUGGGCUUUCGCACAAUGGCUCUUCCCGCACAGGAAACGGAGGCACGGUCGCCGGCCCCUCUCAAAACCACCCUAAUCGUUGCCGUUCGUGCCACAACCUCCUCACCUUCAACCACGACACUCAACGCUGGGAACGUUCCGGUCAGACCUCUUCUUCCUCUUCUUCACAAGACGGACCAUCAUGGCCGCUUUCAGUGCCUCCGUUUGAGGACCCAGGUCAGGGUGCACGAGUGGAGCCCCAGGCCCCUGAGAUGAGGCCCAUGGAGUUGGGUGAGGCCUCCUCUGGUCUACAGGGCCAGCAGCCUAUGGGUCUGGUGUACAAUCAGGAGACGGGGCAGUGGGAAAGCGUGUACCGGCAACCAACGGCAAGCACUGCUUCUGAGGCAACACAAGACGCCUUAAACCCAGAGGUGCCUGUUGAUAAUCCGGACGAGGACUCACUCAGGAGGAGGUUGUUGGAAUCGUCGCUGUUUCCAUUCUCUCGAUAUGAUAUGUCUGGCUCCAGAGAUCAUCCCAUAUACCCAGAUCCUGCCAGGCUGUCUCCAGCUGCUUACUAUGCUCAGAGAAUGAUCCAGUAUCUGUCUCGAAGAGAAAGCAUACGGCAGCGUUCCCUACAGAAUCGCCUACGGACGCUCUCAAACUCUCAAGCCGACAGCCAGUCAAACAUCCCCUCCUCCAUGCCACCAGAGGCCAGUGAUGGAGACUAUGAGGACAUCGAGGAGCCUGGAGACAGGACAAGACACAGAAUGCCCCGCAACGCUCGAAUGUCAGCCCCCUCUCUUGGGCGCUUUGUCCCACGGAGGUUCCUGUUACCAGAGUACUUGCCUUACGCUGGACUCUUCCAUGAAAGGGGUCAGUCAGGCCUGGCCACUCACUCUUCCAUUAACAGAGUAUUAGCAGGCGCAUCUAUAGGUGAUGGGCAAUCAGCUGUGGCCAGUAACAUUGCCAAUACCACCUAUAGGCUGCAGUGGUGGGAUUUCACCAAGUUUGACCUUCCAGAGAUCAGUAAUGCCACUGUGAAUGUGCUCGUUCCUCACUGUAAGAUCUACAACGAUGCCAGCUGUGAUAUUUCAGCAGACGGGCAGCUGCUGGCCGUGUUCAUUCCCAGCAGCCAGCGGGGUUUUGCGGAUGAGGGCAUCCUAGCCGUGUACUCCCUCGCUCCCCAUAACCUGGGAGAAAUGCUGUACACCAAGAGAUUUGGUCCAAACGCGAUCUCGGUGAGUCUUUCACCCUUGGGCUGCUAUGUGAUGGUGGGACUGGCCUCCAGACGGAUCCUGCUCCAUCCCACCACCGACCACAUGGUGGCGCAAGUGUUUCGUCUACAGCAGCCACACGGAGGAGAGACCUCCAUUAGAAUGAUGUUUAAUGUCGUGUACCCCAUGGCUCCAGACCAGAGGAGACACGUCAGUAUUAACUCGGCCCGGUGGCUUCCAGAGCCAGGCAUGGGAUUGGCCUACGGAACCAAUAAAGGUGACCUGGUCAUCUGCAGGCCAGUUGAUUUCCGCAGUGAUGGAGACAGUCCGUCGGAUCUGAACUCGGAUUCUUUGUUUACCGUCAGCAGCAGCAGCCGAACCCGCGGAGUGGAGCGCCCAGGCACCAGCAGGUCCGGCUGGCGAUUUGACCGAGACAUGGGCCUUAUGAACGCUAUUGGCCUGCAGCCGCGUCAGGCCGCCCCUUCUGUGACCUCACAGGGGACGCAGACACCAGUAGUGCGACUGCAGAAUGCCGUAUUGACUCGUGAUUUCCGCAGUGAUGGAGACAGUCCGUCGGAUCUGAACUCGGAUUCUUUGUUUACCGUCAGCAGCAGCAGCCGAACCCGCGGAGUGGAGCGCCCAGGCACCAGCAGGUCCGGCUGGCGAUUUGACCGAGACAUGGGCCUUAUGAACGCUAUUGGCCUGCAGCCGCGUCAGGCCGCCCCUUCUGUGACCUCACAGGGGACGCAGACACCAGUGACAGCCAGCACCAGCACUGAGAGACAUGCACACUCAGAGACGACACACACACUGUCGCACACACCGGUUCAUGCAUCGGUUUCAGAGGGAUCGCUGAACCGGACCAACUUGCCUGCCACAUAUCACGACUCAGCAGCCGAGCCCGGCUCGGGAGAGGACGCGCUGUCUCGGAUUCGCCGCCUAAUCGCAGAAGGAGGAAUGACGGCCGUGGUCCAGCGGGAACGCAGCACUACUAUGGCCUCUAUGGGUGGCUUUGGAAACAACAUCGUGGUCAGUCAUCGGAUUCACCGUGGCUCUCAGACCUCGGUCAGGACGACUCGGGUGGGAAAUCCAACCUCGGAGAUGCCUGCUGGACUCGGUAUUUCCACUCUUUUUCACACUGAACCCUUGGUAGACUCAGUAGAAGCUCCUGGGCCUUCAGGGUCGAGCAGUGUCCCACUUCCAUCACCGUAUACAACUCGUUCUGAAGUUGCGAGGGCAUCUCCUAUUGUUGAGAUGGACUUGUUUGGCGAUCAUCAAGUUGAUGAUGUGCAGCACCACCCAUCCGCAAGCGGUUUGAAUAUGUCCAACCAUAGCAACAACAAUAACAAUGACCAUAGCAACAGCUACAGUGAAAGCCGGAGCCGAGAUUACCCUGAUGACCUAUACGGCAGAUAGUUUUAAGUCUGGUUUUCACAGAGACGAACAUCUCAAAACUGGUCUGCAUGGUGCUGGAGCAUUUCAUGGUGGAACCUUUGUUACACAUAGAACAUAGCAUUUAGGGCGGAGCCACUGAACUUCCUGCCUCAGUUCUGAGUCCUCCCACUCUGGCCUUAUUUAGGAUUGAAAGAGUGCCAAGUUUUUCAUGGCAUCUCCCUAACCGGGAGACGUCAGCCUCACCUUUUCUGUCAAAAAAACUGAUUCUCGCUUUGGGGAAGCAUCAUUGUUGCACUUGCGCUUUGCACUUAAGUUAUAAUUUUUCUUCCUUUCAAGGUUGAGUCUCAGACAUUUUAUCAUUCCAUGCGAGAAAGGGCAACAUACUUGAAUCCUUCCCCUACUGCAGUACGGAAUUACAUGGUUGUAGUUAACCACCCUUUCAAGCUCCAGGAAAAAUGAUCAGCCAAUCGAAGUGCCAGAUGAGGCUGUGAUUCCUAUGUCUGCAUGACAUUAUGGUUUGAGGAACUGUAAAACAGUACAGACUCUUCACAGCUAAACACUAACUCUCACAACAUCCUCUAACGGUUUUUGCGUUCAAAUUCAGAGAUUAUGCUUGACGUGAUUGUUUUUUGUGUGCGAUAAAGGGACUUUCAGUGGUCAAGUCAUUCGGUAGAUUGAUCAGUAUCUAGAACAACGUCUGCCUUGAAGUUCUCAGACUGGAAUGUCCCACUAAACUUCCAGAUGGCGAAUUUUAUGAUGGUUUUUACUUUGAAUUUAUGUCGUUUGAAAAAUACACUUCUGAAAGCAUGUCGUCUGUAAUUGUCUGUCGGAUAAAAAAAAGCAGUUCAGGAACCCUCAAGCUGGUUUAGAUCUCUCAUAUCUGCAUGUGUGUCCAAUUCCAGAGCUUUUAUACGAGGAGGCGGGCUGAAUGCAGAAGGUGGGGCUUAAGCAAAUUAGCAUGUAGGCUGUAGAACGCACAUGCGCAUCAAGUGACAUUUUGGUGCGCUGAGCAGGUUUUAUUGGGCUUUUAUACAUUUGUGACCUUUAACUUGAGUGCAUGAGUCAAUUCAUGUUUAUUGUUGCAAUUUAACACGAUGCAUUUACUAAUCCUACUGAUGCGAUUUCCCAGAAAUACCUUAAUACUCAGAAAUGACAUGUAAGACCAUUAAAAUUAUUGUGCCAGAUCAUUUUCAUGCUUCAAAUGCAACACUUUUUGUGCAAUUUAGCCAGUUCGCCAUUAAUUCACCUCAAAUCAUCUGAUUGGCCGACUGUUCCAUUCUACCAAUCACAAGCCUCUUAUGAUGCGCAAGCGACAAAUGGCAAGUGAUUGCACUUAAGCACCCUUUUGUCCUUCCGAACUGCCCCGAGAACAGCGUUACAGACAAUAAACCAGACAUAUCUCUAUCAUAGAUCUGGAUUAUGACUGAUAAUCACACUUGAAUAUCCCAUAAUAGAGUAUUUCUUGGGCACUGGACACUUAGGAGAAAGACGCCCAUAUAUGCGCGCACAAUGCUGAGAGUCACUGAUGACGGGCACUGUCUGAAUGUGUGGAUGUGUAUGUCUGUGAGUGUCUGCCACUAAACCUAGAGUGUUUUAUUAUAAAUAAAUGUAGCAUUGUAAAUGUAGAGAUGAUAAAUCGUGGGGAAAAAAACUUAAAUCCAUAUUUCAGGGUGGGGUUUGGUUUUUUUUAUGACAUACUUGCCUUGUGUGCUCUAUUGUGCUUGAUUAGAGUCUCGUGUACGAUUGGUCAACUCUAGUGAUUUGAGUUGUCAGUGCAUUUGCAUAUGCACAGGCCUUUCGUUAACAAGCAUUUAUAUAGUUAUCUCCCUCUGCUUUUAUUUGUGUAAAAGAUUUUGUUAUUCUAGCUGCUUGGCUUGAAUUAGUAGCUUUUUGUAAAAAAGGAAAAAAAAACAAAAAAAACAGUCCCCAGUAGGAAUGGUUUGUGUUUUGAAUGUUUUUGGAUGUAAGAUUCUGAUGGAUUGUGGUCUCAUCGCAAACAAUGGCAGCUGAGGAACCUCUCAGAAACCACAUACCCUUUGACGUUUUUCCAUGAGUUCAGUGCCUUGGGGAAUCUUCUCCUUACUGAACCACAGAAGCCGUUCUGAGGUGCGACAAAACCAGAAUAGCUUCUUCAUAAGCCUUUUGACCGUUGAGUGUUUUAGUUAUUGGUAGAAAUAUUGGUAAAUCUGAAGUCUGGUUGUGUUGGCUGUCAUUUCAAUUAUUUAUUUUACCCUUUGUGUGAAUGACAAAUGCAAUCCUGAUUUUAAAAAAAAGCUUCUAUGAUAAGAGCGAAGGACCUUUUUACGUUAUUCUCCAUCAAUGACACAUCUUUUCCUGAUUUUACUCAUUUCUGGCCAUAUGCACGCCUUAUUUUUAUGAAGUCAUUUCAUGCAGGGUUUGUUUUAGAUUUUUAGGCCUCCUGACAAUUCAUUUGUUCAGACGAGAUUAGCUGACGGUGACAGAAAGUGUGACAUUUUAAAGCUGUAAUUGUGUUCUUGUUGGAUGUGUGGUUAUGUAUAUGCUCUCACUGCUGGAUCAGUACCGUAGCGGUAAGUCAUGAUGGUGGAAAAGACCAGAAUUCAACUUUCUCUCCUGACCAAACAAGAGAGAUGUGUUGUUAUGACUUACCAUAAAUGUGUAGUUGGGUCUUUAUUUAGUGAAAAUGAGGAUUAGGUGUUGUAAAAGAAUUUUGUGGGACACCAAAGAUCCUGUGGUAAUGACGAUUAUGAGAGUUUUAAUAAAAUGGGAAUAUGGAAAUUAA